This is a messenger RNA of Paramecium sonneborni, 396 nucleotides long. NCBI's taxonomy places the organism in Eukaryota, Ciliophora, Oligohymenophorea, Peniculida, Parameciidae. The record is from the annotation of a GenBank genome assembly.
AUGCAAAUAAAUCAGUUAUUUAUAGAAAAAAAAGUAAAUAAAAUAUAUUUACUGGUUGAUAAUUAAAUGAGAAUUAAGGUUAUAAGAUCAAAUAAAUUUUUAAAAUUUCAGAUAUCAAUUAAUAAAGAGCACUUAGAUGUUAAUUGCAAAUUGUUUAGUAAAAGUUUGAAAGUGAAAUCGAACAGUUUUUUUAAGAAUUAGUAAAAAUAGCUUUAUUAAAAUCAUUAAAUUCAGAUAUUCAAGUGUCAAAAGAAUUCAAAAGUAUUUCGACUCCAGAAAUAAAACCAUUUACUGGAUACAAUAAAAAAUAAUUCAAUUAAAACGUUAUUAGAAAUUUUGUAAUAACCUUUAAAUUAAAGAUCAUUUCGUAUAAAACAAUUGAAAAUUAAAAGUUGA